Amphiprion ocellaris (clown anemonefish) is the source of this 988-nucleotide messenger RNA. RefSeq names its product transmembrane protein 70 (gene tmem70). Gene Ontology annotation, biological process: mitochondrial proton-transporting ATP synthase complex assembly. The transcript has 3 exons. The record is from RefSeq and is a predicted model, not a curated record. Gene Ontology annotation, cellular component: mitochondrial membrane. The coding region runs from base 93 to 809 and encodes 238 amino acids. NCBI's taxonomy places the organism in Eukaryota, Metazoa, Chordata, Actinopteri, Pomacentridae.
AACUGAAAGACGAAGAAGAAAAGAAGCAGGAUUUUCAGCGUGAGUGAAGUUUGCAAUUGAAUGAGUAAGUCCGGAUCGAGAACAAACCGACAAUGCUGUCUGUAAACAUCCUGCGUGCAUUACGAGCCUGUAGUGUUCCUCAGUCGUUCACUAUCCUCCAGCUGAGACACGCCGCGGGGCUCGCCGUGUCCAGCGGCGGAGGGGGGAGAGAGAAGCAGCUAACGCUCCAUGCUGUCAGAAGGUCAUUCCCCAUGCUCCACCAGAUGCAGUCCCACUGUCCAUCCACACGAUGUCUCUCCACGCCGCCCCACUCCAGUGAGGGGAACCUCAUUUACACUGGCAGCCUGGGCACUGCUGUUCGGGGGGUGAAAUUCUUCUCUUACAGCACCAGUGGUGCCAGCCUCUUCCUCAUGCCACAAAUCCUCCUGAAAACGGGACUAGGAGUCCAGAGCUUCGCCCUCCAGGCCGCUUUCUGCGGAGUAAUUGGUGUCUUUACCUUCCUCACCCCCGUCCUCCUCCACCUCAUUACCAAGGGCUACGUGAUCCGCCUGUACCACAACCCAGACAGAGAUACUUACACUGCCAUCACCUACAGUGUUUUCCUCACUGAAACAAAGUGGGAGUUCCACCAGAGCCAGGUCAGGAUCCCAGCUGUCAGCAAGAUGUUCACCACCUUCUAUGCUGACAAAGUCGGACUCUUAGUAAACCCGGACUUGUUCCCAAUCCCACAUGACUACAACCAUCUGAUGGGCUAUGAUAAGCCCUUCAGCUUUAGCACAGACGACAUGGACCAAUCUGAGAAGAGCUGAAAGACAGGCUGAAUGUGUGAAUGUUGGUAUAUCUGUUCAAACUGUGCAGCACAUACUCUCUGUUUUUACCAGGUGGAAACAUCCAACCAAAAAAAAAUCCUGAACUAGGACUCCAGAUAUUUUUUGUCAAUAUAUUGAUGGUUAUUUAGUAUUAAUAAAUUGUGACUUCAUUACCAUGA